Talpa occidentalis (Iberian mole) is the source of this 6501-nucleotide messenger RNA. RefSeq names its product retroelement silencing factor 1 (gene RESF1). Gene Ontology annotation, cellular component: nucleus. Gene Ontology annotation, molecular function: histone methyltransferase binding. The transcript has 4 exons. Lineage: Eukaryota; Metazoa; Chordata; Mammalia; Eulipotyphla; Talpidae. The record is from RefSeq and is a predicted model, not a curated record. The coding region runs from base 662 to 5920 and encodes 1752 amino acids.
GAUGUGUUAGCUGUUUCCUACAUCACUCUAUUUGGUAUCACACUAGAUACUGGUUAAGAAUUUUAGCAUCCUUGUUUCUGAGAGACCGGGCUCUUAACUUUUCUUCUUGCAGCUUUAAAUGUAAUGACGUCCUCAAUAAAGAAACUGAAGUAUCCCCUCUUCUUGUCCUUUAAAAGAGCUUGUAUUAGAUGAUUGAUAUUGGUUGUGGGUUUUUUCCGUAAGUGAUUAAAGAAUACUUCAGUUGUAAGAGGAACAGAGAGCUGUGAUUUCCAAACUCAUGGCUAGCAUUUACAGCCAACUUGAUGCUAGAAGGUGGAACAUUCCAGACUCCACCAACUGAUAUCUUUACUGGAGGACCAUUGGGAAGUAGGGGUGGAGCUAGGGUUUUGACAGUUGAACUGCUGGGGCUCUGACAGUUGAACAGCUGGGAGCUUUGGCAGUUGAACUACUGGGGCUUUGGCAGUUGAACUGUUAGGGGCUUUGGCAGUUGAACUGCUGGUACUUUGGUGCAGGUGAGGAUGGGUGUCCUUGGAGAAGCCACCAUCUUGCCACAUGCAGCUUCAUCUUGGACCUGUCUCUGCUCAGUGGAUGACACCUGGGGCAGAUUCCUGAUAUCCAGAACAACUGACUGUUAAUACACUGCUACUAAUUCCUCUUGACCAUGAGUUGGAAUAUAAAACCAGGACAAGCUACCUUGCGACCCGCAUAUCGUAAGAAACAGUCGUCAUCUUUUUUGGAGCAAGCUUUAAGACCCACACUGAACACAACACCUCAGAGUUCUUUAAACUAUCCUGGAAGUAACCAAGAUGCUUGUAUGUUUCUCAGUAAUUCAAAUCCAGUUUCACAGCCACAGGUCAAUAUCAGAAAUUAUAAAACUCAACAGAUGCCUCUUUCUAAUAUGCAUAGUGAGGCAGUUAUGACCUCACAAACUUCAGUGGAAAGAAUAACAUAUACAAAUGUUAAAGGACACAAACAACUCGAUCACAACUUCCAAAUGUCUCCUGGACUUCCACAAAAUGUCUGGUUAAACUCAUCAUCGAGGAAUUCUAUGCUUUCUCACACAGGCACUGCUGUAACCCAUCAAACUAGCUUUGGAACCAGUACCCCCAGUUUGCAUGCACUGCCAAAUCAGUACGUCACCUCUGACACCUAUUCUGUGCAACUUCAAAUGGUCCCUUCUAACUCUGUAAGAGUUCCUGUAACUUAUCAAGGAAUUCCAAGACUUAACCCGUCUUUAUUGCCCCAGGGUGAUUGGGCCCAGCAGCAUGCAGCCAGUGGAUUGACUUACCCAGAACACAGGCCACUUCCACAGCAGUACACUUAUUCAUCACGAAGCUGUUUGCAAGAUCCUGCUCAUCAAAAACAAAACUCUGUGUCAUCGACAUCAUUGCAAGUUAAAAAUAGUCAUCCUCCAAAUUCUGCACUGACUUAUGAGCCAAAGCCCAUAGCACCUGCACCAUCAUACCCAUAUGCAGCUACUCAAGCUAACAAAAGACCCCCUCCUCCUUACGAAUGCAGUUUCCCAAGACAGCCUUUGCAAAGUCCUCAGCCUGUGGUUAAACACUCUACCAUGGACAUGCCUCAGAGCCAGGAAACACACUCACCUGAACUGAGGAAAGACUUUGGUAGGGGCUUUCAACAGCAGUGGCAAAACUUUAAUGAAAAUGUCAGCACGCUUGGAAAUUUUUGUGACUUGGAAGUGCGUGCCAACGUCAGCCAGCCUUACGGCGAACCCGUUGGAUCUUCUGUGCCUGGUGCCCAGAGUCUCACUCAAAACAAUCAAGAGAAAAGAAUGGAUUCUUGUAGCCUACCUUCAACUCAAGUGCUGGACACAAGUGCCACAAAAGAAAAACUAGUUAGGGAUAUUAAAACAUUAGUAGAAAUAAAAAAGAAGUUUUCAGAACUUGCAAGGAAAAUUAAAAUUAAUAAAGACCUUCUGAUGGCAGCAGGUUGUAUUAAAACAACUAAUCCCCCUUACAGUGACUCAGCUCAACAUUCUGAGUUAACUCUUAAAAAAACUGCCAAAAGUCAGUCUGCACCACAGGUAACUCAAGUCACAGCAGAGAUGGUACAGGAUAAGCCACCAACUGUGAUGGAAUCUGCAGAACAAAACAAUAGAGCACACCAUACUUCGAAUUCCAACACCAGUUGUAAAAAGUUUAACCGAGUUUUUCUCAAUCCUCUCUGUAUGGAAAAAUUGCUAGUGCCAGGCCACUUUCAGGACUUGCAAGGUCUGAUUUCCUUAAAGACAGCAACUGUUCCAGUCACCCCUGAAACAUCAAGCAACAGCCAAUUUUCACCAGGAAACUCUGUCAAUACUGAGCAAAAUGCACCAAAAAAUUUUGAAGCCACUUUUCUUCCUCAUUCUACUCUUUGUCCAUCCUUUGAGGAAUCUGUUGAAAAAUAUCGAAGUAAACAUCCUCUAAUACUCAGUUUACUUGAAGCUGGAAAUAAUACAACUCAGCAGAAAUUAGUAAAUGAUGAUUAUAAAAUACUUCAGGAUACUAACCUACAUAGUACUGAAAUAACUCCAAAUACCCAAGUCACUGGUAACCAACUGAAUUUAAAAACCAUGGAAACUCCAGGUCCUUGUAGUGUAAAUGCUAAGAUUUCAGACAACCUUUCUCUUGAGCAUAAAUCCUCAGCAACCGGAAUGUCUUCUCAAAGUGAAGGUCAGUGUCCCAUGGAAUUGCUAGCAACAUGUCUUUCUCUAUGGAAAAAGCAGCCUUCAGAGCCCACAGAAGAGAAACAGCAUUGUGACUCAAGGGCACAGAGAACAGCCACUGGAAUGUCAAAGGCUGUAGAAAUCUGUGAUAAGAGUCCAAUGCCAGUUGCGGGAAAUACUGAGACUAAGAUGGUGAAUAGCUUGCAAGAAACAACAUUGUCGACAGCAGUACAGAACUAUGAGUCAUCAAGUGUAACUGUGACAAAGGGCACAGAGCUUCAGAUUGCUGUAGUGUCACCCUUAAUUCUGUCAGAUGUCAAAACAUUGCCUGUCAAAGAAAUGGCACCUGGGGCUUUACCUGAAGCAGUGUAUCCUGUUAUUAAGGAAGGCAGUGUUUGUAGCUUACAAAAUAAGUUGGCAGAAGAUAGGCAAGAUACUGCUACUUUGAACGUUAAUGACCAAGUAGCAAGUACUAUACCAAGCUCCAAAAUUUUCCCAGUGAUUCAGAACGAAAAGCAAAUGGAAUCAGCAAAUGUUACUUCAGAAGAUAUACCUAAUCCAGAUCAGUGGAAGUACAUAAAAGCAGAACCAGACAGCCACUAUCAGGUGACUAGUGCACUCCCCUCCCUCGGGUCAAGAGGUUGGGAUGUCUUACAGAUAGACAGCAUCUGUUCUCUCGUAGAAGGCGACAUAUCUUACAAUUCCCAAAUUGCGAAGAUAUUCAGCAUGCCCCCUUUGCAAAAGGUUGAGCCACAGAAACCCCUACCUAGUCACCAAGUAGUUAAUGGUAGACAACAGAAAGAACAACUAGAUGACAUCAUAGAGAAAAAAGACUUUGGUUUUCAAAAGGGCAAUUUUGAACAGGGCACAGGUGUUUCACAUGAAAUAACAGAUGAGUCCAAGUCACCCCAUCCUCCUGAAUCAUCCUCUUUAAAACAUGUUGAAACAAACAGUGGAAUUCUAGAGCAAGGCAGUUUAGGCCACAUCACUAGUGAGGACACUGGUGGCCAUGCGUGUCCCUCAGCUAUUCCUCAGCAGGGUGGUCACCCUCAGGAGACGGACAUGCCCUGCGACAACACUGCCCAGGAUCCAGUGGGCAGCGGGAUUCUCGAUGAGAGCACCUCUGUCUCAUACCUGCAUGACCAGCUGUCGGAACUUUUAAAAGAGUUUCCUUUUGGUAUUGAAGCUAGGAAUACAUGUGAGGAUUCUGUGCCCCAAGUGAAAAAGGAUGAAGUCUCCAAAGAUCAAGCUUGUGAGAAAAUUGCUUGUGACUCCAAAGACUCAGCAGACCAAAUACAAAUUACACUUUUAAGUUCAGAGCAAAUGAGAGAACUAUUUCCCGAACAGGACGAUCAGCCUCAUGAGGCAAAAAAAGUCACAGAAUCUCAAAAAGAGGUGCCUGCCCCCAAAGAAGGAAGCCAGACUGUCCCACAAGCCCAUAGUGGGGAUGGAGACAAUUCUGAUUGUGUAAUAGUGGAUCUUGAGAAAGAUGACGUCCGCUGCUGUGCACUGGGGUGGCUCUCGGGGGUUUACAAAGGAAUUCCUGGAUGCCAGUGUCAUUCCAUAAAGGACGAAACUUCAGCUAGAGAAAAAGAGAAAACUUGGUGUUCUUUGGAGACAAAGGACGGUAAACCAGGAGACAGAACCUCUGAUCAAGCUAUCCCUGUUGAAGCUAAUGAUCCUCCAGAUAACAAUCAGAGGAUUUCUCUUUCUUUUCCAGACAGGAAAAACAGUCUGUCUGAAAUAGAACAGGGCAAGACUAUUAAACAGAAAUCUAAAACAAAGCAUAAUGACUCAGUAAGGACAGAACAAGAGUUAUCAGGCCAGUUGAAAAGUGAUAGAAAAAAAGACUCCUCAAAAAGACACAAAAGAAGUGGAAAAUUACAGUUUCAUGAGAUCACCUUCCACUCCAGUAAUAAAGUGACAAAACCUUCUCAGGAGAAACUACAGAAGAAACACAUGACACCAAACUCGCACCUAGUACAAGCAAAGGGGGUGGGUUUGACAAAUAAAAAUAAAGAGCCACACAGGAAGACAACAGGUUCUCUGGCACAGCAAGUGUCACCAGAGGACAGGACAUUGAAGGUGAAAGCUGGUGGCUCCAGCCAAAAACGGGAAAAAAGGAAGUUAGAUGAGGAUAGUGUACUUGAUUCAGUGAUAAAAAAGAAGAAAUAUGAACAUGAGCAGAGUAAAAAUGUGACAGAUGGCACAGUGAAAUGUCAUCCUUUGCCCAUCUCCAGCGAGAGAGCCAGCGUUAAAGAGAAGACAGUUUCGAAAGUUAAGACUUCAAGCUCUACGGAGAGUUCUUCUAAAAUGAGUAGGCUUGUAACAGCAGAAUGUAUCCAAAGGCAAAAGCAUAAAGAAGCAAUGGGUGUGAAAGUAUCAAAGAAAAAGUAUGUGAAAAGUAGGUCUCGUGAUUAUCAAAUCAUGAGGUCCAGUAAGCUCGCUUUGCGAGUAGGGAGCUGUGGGAAGUCGAGCAUGAGGCACAGCAGCAGCGGCGGUGGGCAGACCUCUAAAGAAGUGUCAAAUGUUUGCACCAGCCUUAGCAAAAACCUCAAAAUCCACCAUUCUGAGGAAUCUAAAACACACAUUUCAAAAAGUAUUAAAGGAGCAGUUGGUGGGAAGCCGUCUGAUAAAAUGUGGAAAGAUAAAACCAAAGUAGACAAAAGCGCCAGCUGCGUGAAUAGUGAAGGUGCUUUAGGCCAGAUGUCUUCCCAUGCAAAGGAUCAACGGAAGCGGUACCUGAACAGAGUCGCUUUUAAGUGCACCGAAAGGGAAAGCAUCUGUCUCACAAAAUUGGACAGUUCACCCAGGAAACUUGGGAGAGAUAAAGAGAGACCAGAAAGUAAACCUAAGAGCUUUUUGCCUGGGAAAGAGACCUCGGAUAGUCGCAGCAUGCUGGAGUUUAAGCUGUGCCCGGACAGCAUGAUGAAGAAUGCGAGCUCUGCAGAAGACCAGAAAGACCUGAAACCUUGUCCCAGGAAGGAGCAGGCGCCCUUGCAAGUUUCAGGAAUAAAAAGUACAAAAGAAGACUGGUUAAAAUGUGUAACUGAGGAGAAAAGGAUGCCGGAAGCCACCGAAGACUUAGACAAUAAUAUUUUGACUAAUUCAAGACUCUCCAAAAGAAGCUUCAGUGCAGAUGGCUUUGACACAGGACAAAAUCCAGUAAAGGAUUCAAAAGCAAUGUUUCAAACCUACAAAAAGAUGUACAUGGAGAAGAGAAGCAGAAGCCUUGGUAGCAGUCCCUUAAAAUAAUUUUGAGACUUUAGUUCAUCUGCUCAUUCUGGAAUCGCCCCCAGAAAAUUUCUGGCAUUUUCCCCUUCAGACUACUUACCUGGGAACACUAAAGAGUUUGGCUACCACUUGGGUUGUGUAUAUCAUUGAAAUUAUUUAAUUAUGAUGUCGUGAGAAUCUUAUUUGUGAGUAGAAAAUGUAAGACAUGAAUGCUAUUUGUCAGAGACACUGUAAGGUGUUGAAUUUCAUCAUGACUGACGCAGUUUGUCAUCAUUUAAAGGGAAUUUUUUAUCUUAAGUCUUAUUUUGAAAUGUUAACUGUAUCCUGAGGGAGCCUCUCUUUGGGAUAAAGGCCAUUUAUUUUAGCCGGGACUGUAAAUGUAUUUUUAUUUCUAAAAGUUAUCAGCAAAACUUAUUUUUCAAAAUGCUCACUGUGAAUGUCAAAGAAUAUUCUUAAGUAUUUUGUACAUGUAAACUUUUUGUCAGAAGUCUUGUUUUAUACUUGCUAUGCUGAACACAAUUUUGGGAUAAUGUUUAAGCAUUACUUUUCAUACUUGAAAUAAACAUUUAUUUUUUACAAAAAAGUAUGAAAUCAUACUGGUG